Messenger RNA from Fibroporia radiculosa, 3096 nucleotides. RefSeq lists its product as uncharacterized. The transcript is spliced from 3 exons. The record is from RefSeq and is a predicted model, not a curated record. Bases 1 to 3096 code for a protein of 1031 amino acids. NCBI's taxonomy places the organism in Eukaryota, Fungi, Basidiomycota, Agaricomycetes, Polyporales, Fibroporiaceae.
AUGGCCACCGCAUUGCAUUUGCCACCACCUGAUACUGGUCCCGCUUUCAACGAGGCUGCAACGGGCCUCAUCUCUCCACACAUCCACAUGAGCAAUCUCGCCAACCGCCUCUCGGCUUCUGACUUGGAUGUCAAGAACGACCGUUAUCCCGUGCUUCCUGCUUCUGCACGACCCAUUCCUUGUGCCACAAAGCCUGCUCCGUUGUUUCCUGAGGGCCCAUCACGAGGGAGUUGGGUCAAUUAUCCGAUCGUGAACGGCUCUCCGAGGUCAUGGGUGAGCGAGAAGUUCAUGGAACCACCGAUUGAGGGCCUCGCUCUUCAGCAAGACGCCUUUCCAGCCACGCAUCAGCCGCAGUCCCCGAACGCAGAAGGCAUGUUAACGGCCUAUGGCAUGCCGUCUGGGAGUAGCCCGCGUCUUGCUGAACGCUUCAGUCGGGACGAGCCGUCCCAGCGCCGACCGUCACAGGGUGGCUCAGCAGAGCUUAAUCGCGCCACGGCGGAUCUUGUGCAGGGCCAGGACUUGGGACAACGUGUGUCCACCUACAGACAAUCGCAAGUGCAGGAUCAAUAUCAUCCCAGCAUGAUUCCUUCUUCUCCUCGUCAUCCGCCUUCCCUCGUCCCUGGUGCCGCGCCAGGUCCCAGCGUUUCGCCAAAUUCACCAAUGGUCGGAUUCAGUCCCGGUCCAUCCUACAGCCCGGCGGGGAUGCAGGUUCACAUAUCUCCGAAGCCACGCGCCUCUGCACAAUUCCCGACUUACAUCACUCCUGGUCCCGGACAGAAGACUGCCAAUGCUGCAUAUGCUCCAGCGCAGAUUCAAAAGGAGGAGAUAUGCAUCGAGUGUGCGAUGAGGGAUCAGGAUAUGGCCGACGUAGAUGCGACGAGUCCGGGUGUUUGGGAACGAGAGAGCGAUGUUCUCUUCGAAGAACUCAUCCGUCGCGAGCAAGAAGAAGAGGUUACCGGGAUCGUGCAUCCCGAUAGUAUUGCACGACCGCGGUCAAGGGGCCAUCCGUUGUCAGAGGAUAAUCUCGCAAAGUGGCUCAGUGUGAACCCUAAAGAGCCAUCAUCACGGCAGCAAACACUUGACUCGUAUGUUAGGUCCCAGCGUUCAUUGCUUGAAGCGGACGCCUUAGCUCGCGCGAAGGCGAUGCGUGAAUCUCAACAGCUGGAAGACAAGAUGCGCGACACGUACUCUCAGCUUCGACGCUCCGCGUACGAGUUAGGUAGCAAUACCCAGCUGGCAGAUGAUGGCGUGCGUAUCAAGGCCCCACGGUCGGCCUCGGUGCCUCUUGCCCCCAAUGGGAAUGCCAAUGGUCGUGAAGUGACAUUGCUCCAGAAUGGGAUGAUUGUCGAGCAUGUUGACGUUCGCAAGGAGGAGAAAGAUGACCGUGACCGCAAGCGGCGGGAAGAGCGCGAUCGGAGCAGAGCGAGAAAGUCGUCCCGUGGCUCUGCUAUCGACGUAGCUUCAGUAUAUUCAAUGCCCAUAUCCAGUCAACGAUUCCAGACAGACAGUGGCUACUUCUCUGGCGCGAAGGGCAACGACUCACGUUACUCACAAUCGUUCUCCCCGCGGCCGAGUAGUGUGCUCACUAUGGGUGACAGACCACACAUGUUGCCUCGAGCCUACUCGCAGGCAUCUUUCUCAGAUAUGCAGAGUAUUGGCUCCACGUCAUCGCCAAGGCGAUCGCGGUUCUUUGGCUUCAAAAACCUGACUGCAGGCUGGAGAAGCCAGGAUAGUUUGGCGCCCUCAGGUAGCAUGAUAGAUAUGCAUGUCGCUCUUCAGCGAGAGCAACAAUAUCUACAAGAUCAUCCUGAAGCCGAGCUGGGCAGUACUACACCCACGCUACAUUUGGCCGGUGCGUUUGGUCAAGAAGAGGAGACUUCGCGGACAGAAUCCCCAGCAACUCAGGCUCCUAAAAAGAAGAAUGGUUUCAAGAAGUUUUGGAAAAUCGUGACUGGUGGAUCAUCGAAGGGUGGAUCAUCUUCAAAGGGCCGUAAUCAAUCUCGUUCCCUGGAGAAACCGGAAGAUGAUGCUCCUCUGGCUCCCCCUCCGCCAAUUUCUUACUUGGUAAACCGAGAACGAGGUAUCUCCUCGAGACGGCACGUAUCCACCCCCUCACUACCGUCAUCUGUGUCACCUAACACAAUGUCUUUGUACGCUACAUCACCGACUGCACCUUCUAGUGUUGUCCCAUCUCCCACGUCUUCGCGGCAGCCUAUUGCUGACAAAGACAACAUUAGUGACAACCGCAAGGACAGCGGGAACCACGAUCUCGAUGAAUACCACAUUGAUAUCAACUCACCCGAUAUAGAGGGUCGAGGGCGUACGACUCAGAGCUCUUCUAAGACACUGUCUAGUUACAAUGGGCCACAGACGCCUGUAUCUGCGACUUUAGGUGUGCCUACCACUGUUCGGCGAGACAAAUCCCUCCCACCUUUGCCAGCGGAAUCAUCCGUUGAAUUCCCCCAACAUGCUAUGCCCGACUCGCGACCUCAGACGAUGUUCACGUACGAUGGAAGGAUGUCUCUCUCCCGUGAUCUAGUUGCCCCUCAAUUGCUUCCCCCCAGUGCCCCUUUCCGUAACGCUGAACCACGAAGGCAGUCGUUCAGCGGUUUGGCAUCAUCUCCACACCCUGCUGUGCGAAGCCUACCUUUGAAGGGUGUUUACGGUCGCAUGACGCCUGGUCCAGGAUCUCCGUCGUCCAUAUCCGAGGCUCGCUACGGUGAAUUUGGCGCAUCCAAGCUUUCGCUCGGGUGGGACGCUCUACAAGGGACUCAGACUUCCAAGCCUAAGCAGCGGAAGAGCAGGUUUGGUCUUGCCUCUCUGUUUAGCAAAAAAUCGUCUGGCGGUGGUGGUGACAACAAGGAGAAUGGCGCCGUUGAAGCAGAGUAUGCCGCGUCCACGUUCAGGACGUCUGCGUCCGACAGGGAGGACGCCACGACCGGUAACCUGUACGGUGGGUCCGGGUCAGCUCACAGCAGCAAUGUUCAGAGGAUGUCGAUGGCGUCAAGGAAGAACAUCGCGGAGUUGGUUGAGCAAGAUUCAGAAUUUGUCGCAUAUCGGUACCCCUCGACAGACCAGCGGCUUGAUCUGCGAUAG